Molecule: messenger RNA, 1556 nt
Organism: Emiliania huxleyi CCMP1516
Lineage: Eukaryota; Haptophyta; Isochrysidales; Noelaerhabdaceae
Exons: 6
Coding region: 108-1556 (482 amino acids)
Molecular function (GO): catalytic activity; transition metal ion binding
Source: RefSeq, a predicted model, not a curated record
AUCUGAGUCAUGCUACCACGAAGCACACUGUGCUCGUCGAAGCACCGGGCCCGAGUCCGCUCAGCGAUCUAUUGACAAUCCAGUGGUGAUCUGGCUUGGUCGGCCGGAUGUUCGUGCGUGUCGCUCCGCGAUGUCCCGCGGCGCGUUGUCCCGUGGCAGGGCCGCGACGUGUCCUGCGAGCAGCCUCCACCGCCGUCGUCCGCCCGCAGCACGACCUCGGCGGCAAGAGCAGUCUGCUCGAGACCUCCAUCCCUGCCGACGUGCCGCUGCAGGCAUGGGAGGUUGAGGCGCACGCGCUGUACGCGUGCCUAGCCAAGAAUGGUCUCUUCUCCACCGACGAGACGCGGCGCACCAUCGAAGCCUUCGCCGCCGAGGCGUACUCGGACUGGGGCUACUAUGAGAAAUUCAGCGCAGCCUCCGCACUUCUGCUCCGGGAGAAGGGCCAUCUCGGCGCGGGCGAGCUCGAGGCGGAGAUCUACGGCGAGAUGCAGUCGGGAGAGGGGCGCGCCUUUGUGGUGGGCGAGGCGGUGAGGGUGCGGGAGGAGGACUCGCACCGCACCUCGUGGAGGAGGCCGCACCUCCGCACGCCAGGGUACCUGUUCGGAGCCGCCGGCGUGGUCGAGCGCUGCAUGGGCGAGUUCGCAGACCCGUCGCUCCUCGCGUACGGCGUCCACGACGCGCCCGCGCUGCCGCUCUACCGAGUGAGCUUCCGGCUCGGAGAGCUGUGGAGUGAGGCGGAGGCGGAGGAGGCGGACACCUCUGUCACGGUCGACUUGUACAGCACGUGGCUCGAGGAGCCGGCCGUGCAGCCCUCGGCGGCGGGUGGCGAGGAGGGCGGCGAGGAGGGCGGCGAGGAGGGCGUCGUGGUUCACGCGCCGGGCUGCCGCCCUGCACCGCAGCAGCAGCGGAGGCGCGAGGACAGCCAUGAGCACGGCCACUCCCACGGCAGCAGGCGGCAGGUUGAGAGGGCGGCCUGCGAGGCGGAGGGACAUCCUCGGCCCGGCUCCGCCGUCCACGAGGCGCUCCGUCGCCUCGCCGUGGCCAAGGGCCUCGUCUCGGCGUCGCAGCUCCGCCAGACCGUCGAGAGCCUCGAGACGGCGCACCAAACCCUGCUCGGCGCGACGCUCGUGGCGACUGCGUGGACCGACGAGGCCUUCAAGCGGCGGCUGCUCGAAGACGCCAACGCGGCGGCUCCAGCGCUCGCACGCAUCUCCGCGUCCAACCCGAACGCGCCGACGCAGGUCGUCGUGGUCGAGAACGAUGCCGCCACACACAAUUUGGUCGUGUGCACGCUCUGCUCCUGCUACCCCGCUUCGCUCCUCGGACCCGCGCCGACGUGGUACAAGCUCGCCGUGCACGACGCGACCGCGGACCUGCGCUUCCUCGUCCUGCCGGCGCGGCCCGAGGGGACCGACGGCUGGUCGGCGGAGCAGCUCGCCACCCUCGUGACACGAGACGCGAUGAUCGGCACCGCGGUGUGUGAGGUUGGGAUGCGUUUUCCAUCUAAGGACACCGGGUGUCUCCACUAUGAUUGGGUUCUCCGCGAGAAGAUUUAA